This is a messenger RNA of Cryptotermes secundus, 754 nucleotides long. Its product is annotated as histone-lysine N-methyltransferase SETMAR-like. Gene Ontology annotation, molecular function: nucleic acid binding. The record is from RefSeq and is a predicted model, not a curated record. NCBI's taxonomy places the organism in Eukaryota, Metazoa, Arthropoda, Insecta, Blattodea, Kalotermitidae. The transcript has a single exon. Bases 11 to 754 code for a protein of 247 amino acids.
UCUCGAUACAAUGGAAAAAGUGCAAUAUCUAUCCGUAAUUCGCUUUUUAUUUUUGGAUGGAAAAACAUGCGAAGAAAUAAAAGCGAAAUUGGAUGCCAUCUAUGGGGACCCUUCACCAUCUAUGACAACCAUGAGAUAUUGGUUCAACGAAUUUAAACGUGGUCGUACAUCUGUUUUUGACGAGGAGCGGCCAGGCCGCCCGGCAGACGUCGUUACCGAGGAAAUCGUUGAAAAGGUCCAUGACAUGAUUCUCGCUGAUCGCCGAACUAAAGUGCGCGAAGUAGCAGAGGCCAUAGGUGUGUCGUACGGAACGGCACUCAAUAUUUUACAUGAUAACUUAAGUAUGAGAAAGGUGUCAGCCCGAUGGGUGCCGCGGUUGCUCACGGUGGACAACAAGCGGAUACGGCUGUCAAUGUCGAAGCAGUGUUUGGACCUCUUUAAGCGAAAUUCGCAGGAGUUUUUGCGUCGAGUCGUCACCACUGAUGAAACCGGGAUACAUCAUUAUACGCCAGAGACCAAGCGACAGUCAAAACAGUUGAUUUUUCUGGGUGAAUCUGCUCCGAAGAAGGCAAAGACGGUCCCAUCGGCCGGAAAGGUCAUGGCCACGAUUUUUUGGGAUUCGAAGGGAUUAAUCCUCAUGGACUUUUUGCAGAAAGGAAGAACGAUCACGGGGCAGUACUACAGUGAAUUAUUGGACCGAUUCGACAAGAAUGUGAAGGAGACACGGCCCCAUUUUGCUAAGGAAAAGUGCUGA